AUGUCGCCAAUUAUCAAUCCAACACAUUCAGCUAUCUUAUUCACACAGUGUGAAUUCGUUCAAUCAUAUUUGCCUAAUCGAUCACUUUCACCAUCUGUUCAAUUGGAUAUUUUGGAAUUGUUAGGUAAACACAAUUUAACAUUUCACAAAACAAAGACAACGGAAGAAUGUGUCGCUCAACUCGAAUAUCUUUUUAAUCAUACAAAUACAACGAACAAUUCUUAUAAGAAAUCCUCUUUAACAUUUGGAAUCGAUGAACAUUCACGUUCAUUGUUACUCUUCGUUUAUCUAAUCGCAUUUGUUUCUUUUAUCUCGAUUAUUGGAAAUCUAUGUUUAGCAAAAGUUUUGUAUACAAAACGUCUUCGUCUAUCACAAACCGAUCGGAUUGUUCUAUGCUUAGCGAUAAGUGAACUUUGUCUUGUUUCAGUAGAUUCACCAACUGAAAUCUAUCGAUUUUUAUCAUAUUCAUUUUCGAUCACAUGGUUGUGUCACUUUCAUACAUUUUUCGAAUCAUUCUUUUCAUCAUGCAUCAUCUUCUAUCAUCUACUGGGUACGUGA
Molecule: messenger RNA, 558 nt
Organism: Adineta ricciae
Lineage: Eukaryota; Metazoa; Rotifera; Eurotatoria; Adinetida; Adinetidae
Source: the annotation of a GenBank genome assembly